AUGGGUGACUACUCGAAAGCACUUGAAUAUUACGAAAAAUCACAUAAAAUCCUCGAAAAAGCUCUGCCUUCGAAUCACCCUGAUUUGGCUAGUUCAUACAACAACAUCGGUCAAGUGUAUAACAACAUGGGUGACUACUCGAAAGCACUUGAAUUUCACGAAAAAUCACAUAAAAUCUACGAAAAAGCUCUGUCUCUGAAUCAUCCCUUAUUGGCUACUUCCUACAACAACAUCGGUCAAGUGUAUAACAACAUGGGUAACUACUCGAAAGCACUUGAAUUUUGCGAAAAAGCACUUAAAAUAAGAGAAACAGCUCUGCCUCCGAAUCAUCCCGAUUUGGCUACUUCCUCCAACAACAUCGGUGGAGUGUAUAAGAACAUGGGUGACUACUCGAAAGCACUUGAAUUUUACGAAAAAGGUCUCGAAAUCACGAAAAAAGCGCUGCCUCCGAAUCAUCCCGAUUUGGCUACUUUGUACAACAACAUCGCUGGAGUGUAUUACAACAUGGGUGACUACUCGAAAGCACUUGAAUUUCACGAAAAAUCACAUCAAAUAAGAGAAAAAGCUCUGCCUCCGAAUCAUCCCUUAUUGGCUACUUCCUACAACAACAUCGGUGGAGUGUAUAACAACAUGGGUGACUACUCGAAAGCACUUGAAUGUCACGAAAAAGCACUUAAAAUAAAAGAAAAAGCUCUGCCUCCGAAUCAUCCCUCAUUGGCUACUUCCUACACCAGCAUCGGUAUGGCAUAUUUCGGCAAAGGAGACUACUCAAAAGCACUCUCAUUCUUAGAAAAGGCACUUUCUAUCUUUAAAAAAUCACUCCGACCUAAUCAUCCUAAUAUUAAAACAGUCACAAACUCAAUUGACAAUGUAAAAAAGAAAAUGUAA
Molecule: messenger RNA, 888 nt
Organism: Rotaria sordida
Lineage: Eukaryota; Metazoa; Rotifera; Eurotatoria; Philodinida; Philodinidae
Source: the annotation of a GenBank genome assembly